Molecule: messenger RNA, 2565 nt
Organism: Onthophagus taurus
Lineage: Eukaryota; Metazoa; Arthropoda; Insecta; Coleoptera; Scarabaeidae
Product: alkaline phosphatase
Biological process (GO): dephosphorylation
Molecular function (GO): alkaline phosphatase activity
Source: RefSeq, a predicted model, not a curated record
AGUAUCCGCGAACGCGCCGGGAAUUUACCAUCCGCCCUCGCUAUUUUCACCAAUACCUUCCAACGUAAACGCGAUUACAUCGCCACUGCAGUGUAUGCUGCAUUAAUUUUACGGAAAUUCGGAAAAGUCAGUUCAAAAAAAAAAAUUUUAAUAAAAAAAGUUGGAUAACUAGAAUAAUUAGAAUAAUUAGAAUAAAACGGAUAAUUAGAUUAAAAGGAAAGUUUGUGAAUUAAAAAGUUUUUUGUUCGUUUCUCUUUAUUUGGAUUUUCUGUAAGUGUGUAGUGUUGGAUUAAAAGCUGUUUAAUUCAGUGUUGGAUUAAGGAAGAUUAACGUUGAAUAUUAAUUUAGGAGGAAUUAUGAAGGUAUUUGGAUUUCAUGAGCGAGUCCAAGUGAAUAAACUGAGAUGUCCCGUUAACGGGUUCGGCAUGUAAUUAUCGAAAGGUGGUUUUCCCUCAAUACUAGAGCCGUUGUGACAGCCACCGGUGGAACAAUGAGGCUUGAUUGCCAUAGCCAUUGUCCUUCUGCGUUGCUGAUGCUCAUGGUGGUGACCGUAACUGCGCAAAUUAGGGCAGCGCCAUCGCAGCACAACCAACAGCAGCAACAGAACCAUCAAGAGAAGCUGCAAGACCACGAGUACUGGUACGAACAAGCCAGAAUUGCAAUGAGAAAACGACUGCAAUAUGCGUCGGACACAAGACCACAUGCGAAGAAUGUCAUUCUAUUUGUCGGUGAUGGCAUGGGAGUGUCCACCGUGACGGCGGCUAGAAUCCUGCGGGGACAACGUUUAGGGAAACGGGGUGAAGAGCACGAACUUGCUUGGGAUUCGUUUCCGGCUGUAGCUUUAGCUAAGACUUACAACAUGGAUGCUCAAAUUGGCGAAUCAUCAGCUUGCGCAACAGCCCUUCUUUGCGGUGUUAAAGCAAAUUUUGAAACGGUCGGAUUGGAUACUAGAGGUCGAUUUGAGAAUUGCUUCUCGAGUUUUUCCUCACGAGUGUCUUCUUUGAUCGAUUGGGCCCAAGAAUCAGGGAAGUCCACAGGAAUUGUGACCAAUACAAGGAUAACCCACGCCACUCCAGCUGCAUUGUAUGGCCAUUCCCCGUCGAGAUAUUGGGAGGACGACUCCAAAGUACCCCCCGCGGCCAGGAAAUCCUGCAAGGACCUAGCUCGACAACUCAUUGAAAACGACCCUGGAAGAAAUAUUAACGUUCUUAUGGGUGGUGGUAGAAGACAUUGGUUACCAAAAGUAGCAAACGAUCCGGAAUUAACGAAAGAAGAAGGAAGAAGAUUGGACGGAAGGAACUUGAUAGACGACUGGUUAAGGGACAAACGUAGAAGACAGCUAAAAGCGGAGUACGUUUGGAACAAGGGCCAAUUAGACAAAAUUAACCCGAACGAAGUCGACUAUUUACUCGGGUUAUUUGCGUAUUCUCACAUGGAUUUUGAGGCCGAUCGGGAUCCUGGUGCUCAAGGAGAUCCUUCGUUAGCGGAUAUGACCAGAUCUGCUUUAUCAAUACUUCAAAAGAACAACAAAGGGUUUUUUUUGUUUGUUGAAGGUGGCCGAAUAGAUCACGCCCACCACUACAACAACGCUUAUAGAGCUCUGGAUGAAACUCUAGCGAUGGAAACGGCUCUGUUGGCAGCUAUGGCCCUUGUAAAUCCCACGGAGACACUUUUGGUACUCACUGCGGACCAUUCCCACGUUCUAACGAUGGGCGGACAAGCCACCCCACGUGGACAACCAAUUUUAGGGAUGGAUAGUAAAGUAUCCGACAUUGAUGGUCAACCCUAUUCAACAAUCCUUUAUGGAAACGGUCCAGGUUUUAGCAACCCAAGGAUAAUCCCAUUAAACACGACAGGAUUCGUCGACGAUAAGAACCAAGUCCACACUUCAGCCGUACCAAGACAAUGGGCUACCCACGGAGGUGAAGACGUCCCCGUUUAUGCUUUAGGUCCAUUAGCAACAACCCUUUUCACGGGAGUUUUCGACCAAAGUUACAUCCCGCACGCGAUCGCUUACAGUGCAUGUCUCGGAGAGCACCGCUUACGAUGUCAGGGUUUAGACAAUUUCAGUUCACCGAUGACCAAUUGCGUCGUACCGGAAGUGUCGAGUGUGUCCGGAGCUAACGGACCAGUUGUAAUAGCUAGCAGUGUUAUGGCCGAUGAUGGCGUAAGACAAAAAACUACGUCCAACGAAAGCGAUAAGAAAAAAGUCGAUUUAAAAAUCGAAUUGGUUUUAAUCGGCCUCUUUAAAUUAAUUUUAACGUAAUGAGGGGCGGGCUUUGAUAAUAUCAGGGUAUAUAAAAAAAUUCUUUUUAAUUAAGAUUUAAAAAAAAAUGACUCUGAAGAGAUUAAGACUACGUGAUUAUUAUCGAGACUUGUUAUUGAAGUGUUAGUGAUUUAAAAUGGAACUAAUAUCUCGAAAUAAGAAAUUGGAAUGGAAUUAAAAGCAGUUAAUCAAAUUUAAGGAAAAAUAAACUUAAAUUACCACCGACCACCGUCGCAAAAUUAAGUCGUUAGUGUUGUAUGUUCUAAAAAUACGAAAAUAAAAAAGUUGUAUAAAAAGAA